AUGGCAAUACACGACGCAUUUUCGAGGCUAAGCUUCACUCCAGCUGAGCGGAAGGAGGACCAAGAUGUGAAGCUGGCUACGAAGUGCGCUCAGCCAGUCAGCUCAUCACCGCAAAAAGAUGAAGAGCCAUUAAAACCUGCAAAACCGAGAGAAAAGUCAAAAUGGGCUCUUCAGCCCCGCGCCGGCUUGGACGAACGGAAGGUGAAUCAACUACUCGAAAAGGCGCUGACUUUCAAGUACCCCAACAAUGAGCAAGGCCAUCGUGUCCCAGCGCAUGAAAAGCAGAAG
Messenger RNA from Mesorhabditis spiculigera, 288 nucleotides. The record is from the annotation of a GenBank genome assembly. Lineage: Eukaryota; Metazoa; Nematoda; Chromadorea; Rhabditida; Rhabditidae.